This is a messenger RNA of Varroa destructor (honeybee mite), 9030 nucleotides long. RefSeq names its product regulator of G protein signaling 2-like. The record is from RefSeq and is a predicted model, not a curated record. NCBI's taxonomy places the organism in Eukaryota, Metazoa, Arthropoda, Arachnida, Mesostigmata, Varroidae.
CUUUCCCAGCUACGGCCGAGAUCCAAACUCCGACCGUUCAACCAGCUGCAGCAAGCAACGAGGCUAAGUCUAUAUGAUCUAGUAAGCGGCAGCAGCGGCGGAAAAGCAGGCACGCUGCCCAGAGCAUCGAUUAUCAGCACGGUACGCACCUGACACGAUAGCACAUCGUUGGCGCUCGCAAACUUCAUCAGAGCGGAUGACAUAACGCGUGCAACGUGAAAUGCACCCGUAGGUUGUCUGUACAUAGUUGUGCGUAACCCUUUCGGUACGCUAAUUGCACCAAACACGAACUCCCGAUUUAACGGAUCCUAGCACCACCGAACUAGCAAGCAAUAACCAUUAAAGUGCGACCGCGCAACCGCCUGCUCAGCCGCUCCAUUAACCAGCUGGCUGGAGCUGGCCUGACCGGGCCUGGCUCGCUGGCUAACUAAUCCCGUGCGUUGUGUAUACGUGUAUGUUGCGUGUAUCACCUGUUUCCUCGUUCCAUCGCCUGCGUAGCUUUGCACCGAGUUUCACCGAAACCAGACGGUAAGUGUAGAUCUCCUAGUUCGCGAUGCGUGCAGAACGGUCGUGUUCCGUGCAGUCACCAAUUGAUGGCACGUCAACGAACGAUGAGUCUUCGCCAUCCUGGGCGUCGUGCUCAUCGACACCGUCCUACAUGACCAGUGGACUAGCGUUCGAGUUUAAUCAUAAGUGCACGAUCAGCGAGGAAUCGUUGCACUUCUUGUCUACGUCAAGCGACCACAUAACCUCAGUGCGCCCGUUGUCACCAUCGGACCACUGUAGUUUUCUGUUCGGCAGCGCUGGUGCAUCCGCCCGGCGACUAAAGCGCGGUUCGCGGGCUUCAUGCGAUGGUCAAUUAGGUGGAGAUCCUGCGUCAUCAGGCGACGGCGGCGUACCCGGCGAGGAUAUUCCGUGCGCAAGUGGAUCCGUCUCACGUCUGUCGCAUUUUCUCAAGCGCACACAGAGCGUCACACCGCCAGCUCAUGCACUCUUUCUACGAAAGCCCGUGUCGAAGACAAAAAGUGCCGAUAUCGCAUGCGAUGAGCCUAGGAAGAAAACGCUGGCUCAAGACGUACGACUGCGUUUGGGAUUUUUGCGGCGUAGGAACACAGACACGUCGAUCCGACCGCCUCCCGAAGAGGCACAGAAAUGGGCACAGUCCUUUGUAGAACUAACUAAUUCCAAAUAUGGACUGGCGCUAUUCCGUGCGUUCUUAUCGCGUGAAUUCAGCGAAGAGAAUAUUGACUUCUGGCUUGCAAUCGAAGAUUUCAAGAAGAUGUCGACCCGACCACACAAGCUCCAGUCGAAGGCGCGCAAGAUAUUCGAGGACUUUGUUGCCGUGCAGUCACCGAAGGAGGUCAACCUCGAGGCUUCCACGCGUAACGCUAUACAGGAAAAUCUCGACAAUGUGGAUAUACAUAUGUUCGACCAGGCGCAGCGGCGGGUCCAAGGUCUGAUGGAGCAGGAUGCCUAUAUACGUUUUUUGCAAUGCGAUCUUUAUCAGGACCUGCUCAAGCAGUAAAAACAAAAAAAGAGGAGAAGAAUGCUGAGCAAUGGGAUGUGGCACAGUCAGAAACACACGGCGUCUAUUUACUAUAACUACUGCAAAAAAAAAAACCGACAUUCAUCGCUGGUAUACGUGUUCUACAACAAUAUGCUACUUGACUGGGUGUUUACUAGAGAAAUAGAAGGAUCCGUCGCGUGUGAGAGUUUACCGCAUUUCCAGUAAUGAUGACGUAGCACAUGUCUCUCCGUAGAGGAAAAGAUAGAAGAAAGGAUGACAAGGAAAAUGAAUCAUCUUCCACUGUUACAACGAUUGUUCGUAUUUUCCUGACCGUAUAUUCGUACCGUAUGAACGGAGAAAUUACGCUGCCGAUCUUUCUUCAAUUCGACGUUGUUUCGUUGCUCCUAUUACGCGAAGAAAGCAAGCAGCGGACAGAUACUGAUAGUCAACAGGAAAAAGAAGUAUGUAUGGUACAGAGAAAGAAAGCAGCUACGGCUCUCACAACUAAUGAAGGAAACGACGUGGUGGCCACGAUAGGCCUGCUUUGCCUCGCUGUCCUCCACUGAGGCCGCCUUCGGACAUUUCCAGGGUUGGUCCCUCCGCAAAGCAAUCUUGCAGGACGGAUACUACUACAAGUUUAUUUUUGAAAGCAUUAUUAUUUUAUGAUUUAUCAUUACUAUAAUGACAACUAUUAUAUAUAACAGCGAAAGGCUGUGUGGCGAUAAUUUAAGAUGAGAGUUGUGUCGAGUAUAAACACCGGAGUAAGCAGAAAAAACUAUGUGUAUAUCAAAAACAAGACUUUAUGACAUGUACCAAUAAUAUAGACAUGCUAAUUUAUGACUAUUAUUGCCAUUCUUAUUACGAAUACUCGAAACGAUGUUUAGCGGCAUUGGACCAGAAGGAGUGUACAAGCAAACAAAGAAGGAAGGAAGGAAAAAAUCGUCAUAAACACGAACUGUAUAAAUAAUCAAUGAUGAUAACUAUGAUGAUAUGACAGUACGACGUUAUUUAGAGCAUUCUGGGAGCAACAAAGAUGUUCGAGUUAACUUCGUUGUUACCCCAUCCGAGAUGACAGAUUUAAAAGAAAAGGAAACGAGAAUAAAGCAGACAUAUGUGGCGAAAAUAGGUGGGUUCUGCCGCUAUAGGCGGCAGUACAAAGCGAAACACAAGGGUAUAUAUAUCUAUAUACAGUAACAUAUGUUUGGGCACCGAAGACGAUUUAUGUUCGGGGGGCAGGGUAACCGGAGGAGCUGUAGAAAUAUAUAAAUGCGAUAAGGUUGUGGCCUACGUACUGGGUCAUCUUGCUUAACUUACAAAAUCAUUCCUCGUCCGAGGACCUUUAAAAAUUGCCAGAACCAAUGUUGGAAAACAAACAGCAUGUUCACAGUAAAUAAAGAGAAUAAGAUUAACAGGAUCACUUUGACAUUGUCUAUUUCCCAUGACAUACAGCUGACGGGCGCAUAUCAUUCAAAUGACGCUAUGAAGAGAAACAAUUGUAGAGGAUACCACGUUUUAGCGAGUGUGCAGUUUUCACGCACGGAGCAUUUCCCGUAACGGCCUGCAUUCCUCUAUGUUUAGUAACGAUUUACCAUGAACAACGUAAUGUAGUCGCUAUAUAUAAGACGUACAUAGGACCUUGCAUUGUGUAAAUCAUCUAACAAACGUCACUCUCGAAACGAUCAACUGACCAGUUGGUAAAAACUGCUCGUUUCCACAUACGUGACAGCUCUGCAUAACAUACCCGUCGCAUACUAUUGAAAAAUCCGAUAAAACCAUCAUCUCCAACGCUAGAUACAUUACAUAUAUGUUAUGUUCGCUGGUGCCAAGGGUUCCCUCAUUUCAAACCGUGAUUCGUUUUCCGCCAUUGCUUCAAUCAAGCAUACAGACAGAGGGAUUGACUCAAGUCUGACAACUACCACUACUACUGGUAGGUUGCAGAAAGACAAGGUCUUCUGGAUCAAUCAAAAACCUAUUUUUGACGCCACUGGCACUCAGUGUCCUCGGACGAGAAUUCUGAAGAAAGUACAAAGAUGAGCCUGGGAGUGUGGGAAGCGGAUGUCCACCCCCCUUAUGAUAACGAUGAUGAUGAUGAUAAUAUAACGAAUAAUAAUGAUAACUAUAUCUAUGAUGGUGAUGAUAGUGAUAAUAAUAGAGUACUUGAAUGUGCUCGUGUGUAAGACAAAAGGGGUCGCCAAAACGUUGUUGUUUUACCUAGAAAACUAAAUAAGAGAGAUAUAGAAGAAUGAAGAGAGAGAGAGGGAGAGAGAGAGAGAGAACGCUACACAAAUGCUUGUAAGAAUGAGAAGAUAAAUCCGAGCAGAUGGUGUUGCUAUACGAUACGUAGGUCGAUCAUUGCGAUUGUGAGAAACAUACAACUCCCGUCAAAUGUCAGUGUGAUGAUCUGGAUUUGUUCGUCGUUCAUUUCCUAUACUGAAUUAAUUAAAUAGUCUGAAAUUACAUUAGGCGGUCUUAAUCAGCCGACUGGAUGACACGUUUGGCGUUAUCUAGUUUAUCAGAGCGCUCUAGUUUAAAGCGGCGUAAGGUUUGAUAACGGAAUGUCCAUAAUGUAAAGCAUGGCGUUUGAUGCGAAUAUGACAGAAGGUAAAAGCGGAAAGCCAACGAGGCCGAAGACCAGAGUUAACGCUAUUGAUGUAACAGUUACGUGAAGAUUUCAUGUGUCGAAUCGGCAACACUGACGUGAUGUCGCGGUAUCUCAGCCGGUAUUUUUUGUUCGGUCUGCUGUUACUCUUUCAGUUUUUCGAGGGUUGAGAGUGGAUAAUGUUAAGGUGUAUCUAUACGCGGCUCCAGAGACGCUGACAUGUCGUUAUCGGCUGUGCGUCUGGGUGCCGAAAGCGCGUGCAAAUGGCGUAUUUGGUUCGGCUGGCCUGAGUCGUCGGUUCAAAUGAAAGCCGCAAGCUUCCUAAGUAUUACCCUCUAUUCAUAGUCAUAGUGAUGACCAGUAUUAAUUGAACUGACUUCCGCCAUAGCGUGACGAAAUAAUAAUGAUGAUGAAAUCGAAGAACAAGCUCAUUUGGAAAUUGAUCGAAGACAAACGAUGAAGAGAAAGACCAAAUACAAUAUUAUGAUCAUUAUUGCCGCUGAAAAAUUAUUGCUUUGCUUGAUUGAUAUUAAUUUAGAAUAUCUAAUUACUAUCUUAUAAUUACCUAAUUAUUCCGACGCUGAUAAUAACGUUAGUGGCGCCUAUUUCUCUUUAGUCGUUUGUUAUGUCUUCACCUUCGAUUUCUUCGUCCAACUUCACCAAAGGAGUUAUGCGAACAGAGAACAAUGCCAAUUCAAAUAUGUACACAUCUAUUUCGUUUACAAUCAUUGUAUCUUUUCUCGAGUAUUUUCAAGCUUUAAAUAAAGACUGAUAAAAACAUCAAUCUGCUGAUUUCUAUAUUGCUCCUGUCCAAUGAAAAGUCCAUAGUAUUUCGCCAUAAAUUAUUUGUUGUAUCAUCCAAAGCGACCAAGUGAAUGGACAUGGAAAUUUCGGACAAAUCUGGUUACCGCUACAAAUACACUACGGGCACCCGUUCUUCAAAAAUGAGAACAGCAAGGAUGAUACGUAGCGAUCAACGACGAAACGAAAGGUCGAAAUUUACACAGAGGGAACGCUACGGGUGGGGCGUACGCUUCAAGCCUCGGUUCUUAACUGAUCUCCGAUUGUUACUUUAUUUACCAGCUAUGCUUGACGCAUAUACGACUCAAUUUAUUGAAUCGGAAAUUUUACGACACACGGUAUAUAGUGUAUACCGAUAGUCAGGCUAAAGUGAUGACCCUGGCUCGUUCGGCCAGGAUCUAGCUGUUCGCUCCGCCGCGUUCGCAAUACAGAUUGUCUUUUAUUUGAUAAGAUUUUAUUACGAUCUUGGGUAGUUUAAGGGGAACUAACAGUAGCAAUGCCGCUCAUUCGCCCCAUUCACCGUACAGAAGGGGGGCUAACGCUUCGCUGACAACGUACCGAACUCGAUUUGGGUUUUAUGGAUUUUAACAAAUCUGGAAAAGUGGCAAUAAAGGAAAAAUUAGUCCAACAUUAGCGUGAUGACUAACGUGCUGGGUCGUGGCGCAAUACGAAGCCAGUGAAAACAACCAGGCAGGGCCAUCGCACGGAUCAACGAUAGCGUAGCAAAACGACAAACAACAAAGCAUUAAACAUUACAAGGAAACAGUACUAUAAGCGUAAAAGAAAAUACAAAUACAUUGGCAAAGCAACAAAAGCCGACUAAAUGUAACAGAAGUGGAAAAUACAUAAAAAUUAUGUCACACACAUAUAUGCUCAUAUCUACAUUCAGCAACAAAUAGGCCGCGUUAAUAUGAUUGAUACAUGACAAGGUCACUAACAAUAUGGCUAUGAAUAUGAAUGGGAGCUGAACGCAACAUUGAAACAACAAUUACUAAUGAUACGAGUGGUUCAUUAUUAACAGCCGAGAGAACAAAUACCUGGCCACGUAGCACGCUUCACGGACAGAGCGUCAGCUAUCAGCGAACGUAAAACGCGCACGUAAGAAGAGGUUCGAUGCACUCAGAGGUAGAGUAUUGGGGUGCACGUUCGAUAGAGAUCGACUACGUUAAUUCAAUAUCACUGAAACGAUAACAGCGGAGUCAACCAGCCGCUUGAUAUCGAUAAUAUGUAACCUAAAUUUUAGAUUCUUCAACGAAAAUAAUAGACGAAAAUGUACGAGUAAAAGCAUUCGGCAAUGCUUUUUCGUUAGCCGGGACCUUCUAGACAGACCUUCUGUUAGACGGGACAGUUAGACAUAACGUAAAUUGUUUAAAAACAAACGUUACCAAAAAGAUAUCCGGCCAGUUGUUUUCGACUGUCCAUAGACCAGCGCAGUGUUAUAGACACAAACGUAAACAUUGCAAUAACAUAAAUAAAUAAUACUUUUUCGUAAUACCGUUCUUCGAUUUAGCAAAGUGCAUGUAAAAAGGCCAGAGCGAAACAACGAACGCAUAUGAUGAACACGGUAGAUCGUUGUCGACUUAGCUUAUUUGUGGUGACACGAGGUACCAAACCGCUAAAAACGCGAAAAAGAUCAUAUAGUGCGCAUAUAUACAUAUAUAUAUUACAUAUAGACACGUAUUCGACAAUUAGACAGGCAUGCAUGCAUACAACUAUCGAGUUGACGAAAUGUAACACAGGUGAAAUCAAUUGUAAGGCUAACAUGGGACUAUGAAUAGGAUCGUGCCAUCCUUCGGGUACAUACGAACGGAGAUUUCAGAAAAUCACGACAGACUGAUACAAAGCUACUGUAUUUACUUCAGACAACAUUGGAGUACUAGAUAUUCUCUGUAGAGGGACAUAUAUAUAUAUAUAUAUAUAUAAAGAAAAAGAACACAAGUUUGAAAAAUGCAAGUCGAGAAGAGGUGGAAGAAACAGAGUAGAGGCAGAAUAUUCAUUAACGUUUGUCGUUGUAUAAGGAAGCUUUCUGUUGCGGGCAAUGAUAAAUAACUAAGGCCGAUAGGUUGGGGAAUAAAGCAGGAAAACUAUGACAACGAUCAUAGAGAUCAUAGUGGUAAUAAUUAUUAGUACUAUAUAUAUAUAUAUAUAUCGGCUAUGAUAUUAGUACUAGUUCUACAAGAAGCCUCAUACGAAUGACGCAAGAGAGAGAGAGAGAGCGAGCGAGAGAGAGAGAGAGAGCAUUAAGCUGUUUGUCCUUUAAAAACGUUAACUGCGUUUUGUUUGCGCGGACCUCUUCCAUAUGUUUUUCUGCCAAAAAAAAACUAAAAAGAGAGAGCAGGUAAGCGAAAAACUAUUAUGAUCGAGAGUGUAAAACAAUGAAAAACAGAUGAAGGUAUUAACAAGUGGUUGGACACACACAAGCACAGAUAUGAUGAAAAGAAGCCACUAGCAGUAAACACAUGAGUAUAUUAUAAUUAUUAGUAUAUAACUGUACUGUUACGCUAGAUAUUAUCAUUGUUGUUAAUGAUUAGAAAUAAUAUACACCGACUCUAGCAUUGUUGACAAGGUCCAAAACGCAUACUUUGGAUAAAUAUCUACAGGAUAUAGAAUGCUGUUUUUGUGGAUGAACGAGUAAACAUUGCUAAAAAAGGGGAUUAAUUAUGUUUACAGUUACCACAAGGCAAUAAAAAUGGAACUAUAAAACAUAGUCUCUGUACAGUUUGUUUGUCACUGUCGCACUUGCAAUCGUAGUCAUUGACAAGCAAUAAGGUGCCGCCAACUCUUGGCACUGAUGGAACUUUUCUCGGGGGUCGGCGAGGGCAAACUACCUGAUGGAAAAUACUGAAAAGGGAUAAAAGGUGUCCUAAACUAUCGGAGCCUUUAAGAAAGAACGCUCCGAACGAUAGUGCGAAAUUUCAAAAAGUUUAUAUAUUUGUUCCCAUCAUAUGAAUGGACUACUGCUAUACGUGGACGAGAAGCAAGGGAUUUUCUAAACGACAAAAAAAUUCAAACAUACGACGAAUGCCUUCAAAUUAGUAUUCACACGAGGUCUCAUCUCACUAAUUCCAAGAUCAAUUGCAACGGACAGCACGGACCCAACCGAAUUAACAUGCCAAUACGUAUAUAGGAGGACUAAGCUUAUUCUAAAAACAUGGUGUGAUCAGAUUGAUGACGACGGUGAUGCUGACCAUCGUCAAUAGGACUGAUCAGGUUUUAUGUGUUCGGUGCUUUUCUCACCAGAAUCAGCAUGGCGGACGGAGAGCUUAAUUGUUAUCCCCGAAACCUUGAAUCUGCCAACGCUCAUCUGUAUGUCAUCUAAAUGAAGACCAUGUUGAGAUAUUACGAUUGAUUACGGAUGGCUAAUUACGCAUUUGAAAUCAGAGACCCUAUUCUUCUAUUGAACUUCAUAUAGUUAAAGUUACUGUGCUUAAGAAAAUUCACAAAAUUUUUAGGGGUGUCACAUUUGGUCAAAUGGGAAGUAAAAACGAAUUUUUUGCGGGAACAGCGGAAGCCAGGACAAACUAAAUAAAAAUCUAGCAGUGGUCUAGUGUUUCGACGUAUUUGACUCCCCUGUAUGUACUAUUUACAACAUGCUAUGGGACAGGACUUUCUUCCGUUUUCAUGAGAUGCCUGUGAUUAAUUUUACAAAAUACUUGUGCCAACCUAAUGAACAAUGACGAAGAUGAAUAGAAGUGGCGGCGUGAUGGAGAUGAGUCCGUCAUUGCUGGUCCGACCAAGAAUUGCGGUUUCAAAAGAACUGUAUUUAGAUUGUUUUAUCGCAAUUUGAAAACAGAAUACAGCCCCUAUCAGGUUGUAGGCAACACUGACAAUGAUAGGGCAACGCGAACACCCCAAUGGCAUUAAUCGGCAAAGUCAAAAACUAGAAUCCAUUUUGUAUAUUGCUAUGCAAAGAUAAUGGUAAUGAUAAUAAACAUUUAUCCUUCAUCGGCAAAUUUUACAUGUGUCAUCUUAUCGAAACCCUCGCCCUAUGCUCCAUACAUCCGUAUAAUCUCGUGAAUAGACGCAGUUACUUAGAUAGAUGCAUAAAUAACGAAUUUGUCCCAAUCUUUUUAGGAGGCCGAGCACGGCAGCAAAAUGAACCAGAGUUGUCACAAGUGCCAGU